Molecule: messenger RNA, 1534 nt
Organism: Papilio machaon (common yellow swallowtail)
Lineage: Eukaryota; Metazoa; Arthropoda; Insecta; Lepidoptera; Papilionidae
Product: monosaccharide-sensing protein 1
Exons: 3
Coding region: 46-1470 (474 amino acids)
Biological process (GO): transmembrane transport
Cellular component (GO): membrane
Molecular function (GO): transmembrane transporter activity
Source: RefSeq, a predicted model, not a curated record
CUAUUUGUUAACAGCACAUGUUCUCACUAGCUAACGUAUAAUAAAAUGUGUUGCUCUAAAGAUCCAUGGCUUUGUCGACAGAUAUUUGUUCUGAUAGUGGCAUGUCUGCACUCGCUGUCCGCGGGCGUGAUGGUCGCCUUUCCAUCAGUCUUGAAUCCCGCUCUUCUAUCACCUAACAGUACCGACAUCACUGCUGAUAGGAACCAAGCUUCAUGGAUUGCAUCAAUAAAUGGAAUCAGUGGCAUCGUGGGUUUCUUCAUAUUGUCACCGAUAUUUCAAAGCUUCGGUCGCAAAGCUGUCAACAUAACAUUGAACGUCGUUAUGUUCGUUGGAUGGAUAACAUUAGCCACUGCAAGCAAUGUCACUAUGCUAUUCAUCGCUAGAGCUAUCCAAGGGUUAACUGUUGGCGGUGUUUUUAUAGCCGCUGUCACAUUAUCAGAAUAUUCAACACCAAGAAGAAGAGGAUACUUCAUGACUUUAAAAAAAAUAUCCAUAGGCCUAGGGUCAUUGACUUGCCAUACUUUAGCACUCAUCUGUACUUGGAGACAAAUAGCCGGUAUUUGUAUAAUACCAAUAAGUCUAGCUAUACUGUUUAUAUUAUUUUGGCCUGAAAGUCCAUCGUAUCUUGCAAUGAAAGGACGUUUCGAUGAAUGCGCGAAGGCAUUUAUAUGGUUAAAUGGGAACUCACUUGAAAGUAAAAUGGAAUUAAAGGAAUUGAUUAACGCACAAACGGAGCAACACGAAUUGAAAAAGAAAACCGAAAACCUUUCACAGAUUAAGAAGUUUUUUAGACAACUUAAUAAUAGAGAGAUGCUGAAAGCUUGUUUUAUCGUUGCAUUGGUAACUUUGUGCAUUGAUGCUUGUGGUAGAUAUUUUCUGCUGGCAUAUUUAACUCAGAUAUUAGAAGAAAUAACCGGUAGUAAUUCUGUAGCUAUGUACGGUUCUAUAGUUUCUGAUUUAUUGUUAAUAUCUGCUUUAGCAGUAUCAUGUUUAGUUAUAAGAUUGUUUGAUAGACGGACUUUAUUAUUUGGUUUAGGUUCAGUUACUAUAAUGUUGAUGUUUAUUAUAAGUAUAGCAGUGUUUACUAAAUCUAAUUACGGUUUUCUAUCAACAGUAACUUGGUUAAUUCCUUGUCUAAUUUUGUUACAUUCUUUCAUAGCUAGUGUUGGUAUUAUUCCAGUUGCAUUUACCAUAUCAUCUGAAGUGUUUCCUUUAGAACAUAGAGGCUUAUGUUCUUGUAUCUCAGGCGUAGCAUUUACUAUAUUCUACGCUGCUACUUUAAAAUUAACACCUUUAAUGAUAGAACAUACUGGUGUAUCAGGUACUUACACAAUUUAUGCACUAAUUGUAACAUUUUGUUUAGCUAUUUUAUUUGUUAUUUUACCAGAAACGAAAGAUAAGACUUUACAACAAAUUGAAAACGAAAUGAAAGGUAAAUCAGAUAGGAAUAGUCGAUUGCUUACUAAUUAACAGAUAAACAUUUUAUUUGAACACAUUUAGCAUAAAGUUAUUUAAUUUCUUACAUAUAAAAUUC